This is a messenger RNA of Drosophila grimshawi, 1745 nucleotides long. RefSeq names its product MTRF1L release factor glutamine methyltransferase (gene HemK1). The transcript is spliced from 3 exons. Lineage: Eukaryota; Metazoa; Arthropoda; Insecta; Diptera; Drosophilidae. The record is from RefSeq and is a predicted model, not a curated record. Bases 113 to 1099 code for a protein of 328 amino acids. Gene Ontology annotation, biological process: protein methylation. Gene Ontology annotation, cellular component: mitochondrion. Gene Ontology annotation, molecular function: nucleic acid binding; protein methyltransferase activity.
CUGUGGCGGUCGUCGAUAGGACGGUCAAGUCAGCUGUUCGCCACAACUUUUGGCCCGCAAAUCAGUACAAAAUUGUAAUCAAUAAUUGUUAGGUAAUAAGUUGAAUUAAACAAUGCUGAAAUAUCUGAAACGACCACUGCUAACGCUGCGCCAGAGUGCCACACGUGCGCUCAGCAACAGCACUAAAACAACCGCAACAACCACUGCUACUGGCGGCAGAUUGAUUGAGGUCAACAAAGCGCUAAAUGGCUGGGAGGCCAAGCUGAAGGACGCCGGAGUCCAGGAUACGGAUUUCAAUCUCAAGUGCAUUGUGUCGCAUGUGCUGAAGCGCAAAUUCAACACUGUGCCGGAUGAUUUUUCCCAGCUGAAAUUUAACUCAGCCCAGUUGGCUGACUUUGAGAGGUUUCUGGAGGCACGCUGCGCCCGCAUGCCGCUACAGCAUAUCAUUGGCGAAUGGGACUUCAUGGAUAUAACGCUGAAGACGGCGCCUACAGUGUUCAUACCGCGCCCCGAAACCGAGGAAUUUGUGCGCCUCGUCAUCGACAAUUACAAGCGGGCGGAGCACGUGAAUAUGCUGGAGGUUGGCUGCGGCUCGGGCGCCAUGUCGCUGUCAAUGCUGCACGCCUUGCCCCAAGUGCAGGCGACGGCCAUUGAGCGCAGCAAGGCGGCCACCGCUUUGGCCUGGGAGAACGCCAAGCUGCUGGGACUGCAGCAGCGCUUCGAGGUCCACAAUCACACCAUGGAGACGGACAAAUAUAUGCCGGAAUCGCUGCACGACAAGCGGUACGAUUUAAUCAUCUCAAAUCCGCCCUAUGUGAAGACGGAUGAGUUUCAGUAUCUGCAUCCCGAAGUCGUCGUCUAUGAGAACCUUAAUGCUCUGGAUGGGGGAUCGGAUGGUUUGCGUGUGGCUCGAUUGGUCUUCGAUUUGGCCUGCGUCCAUUUGCGACCUGGUGGCAAACUGUGGCUUGAACUGGGCAAUGAGCAUCCGCCGCUGGUAAAGACCAUAAUGCAUCUGCAGUACGAAGGACGACUCAAGUUUGUCCAGAGCUAUCAGGAUCAGUAUAAACGUGAACGUUUUGUUCAAUUGGAGAAGGUAUAAGCUGAAAGGGAGUUGACCCAUUUCAUCAAUCGACUCAUGACAUGAUUGAGGCAAUUAUAAUUAGUCGCAAAAUGCAUUUAUCUGUGAUUUGACCUGCCCCACACACUCCCACUUAUAACUGCCACAGAAGCUUAUAUCCACAGGCAUCGUAAACUAUCCCAAUAUAUAUAUAUGAAUCAUUUACUUAUUGCAAUCGAGUAUUUCGCUCCCGGCGAAUGCAAAUGCUAAUUCCACAGCCACAAAAGGAAUUCCGAAUUAAUGCACUUAAUUUCAUUGGCUGCCAUAAAUCAUGUUAAUAGCUACGAAAUAAAUCCGUAAUAGUCACUAUAAUAACAAUAACUAAUAUUAAAUCCGUGGUUUACGCUCUGUGCACAGUGGGUCGAGAGCGCUUCAAAAUGUAAUAGCAAGAUGUAUGAAUUAUAAUUUCAAAAUUUAAUUGGAAGAUCCUUUGAACGUAAAGUUAAGGAGCUAAAGAGUGUUAUAAAUUGAUUUAUAAUUAAUAGUUUGAAUCGGACCAAAAUCUUAACAAGUGCUUUAUUUAUACAUGAUUAAUUCUUUGGCAACUAGAUAAAUGGUUAUUUUAUUCUGUUGAAAACUUCAGAGGCAUUAACAAUAAUGCAAAAUAGUUUAAAUAUUAAAUAUAUCA